Messenger RNA from Cavenderia fasciculata, 2874 nucleotides. RefSeq lists its product as uncharacterized. The transcript has 7 exons. The record is from RefSeq and is a predicted model, not a curated record. The coding region runs from base 1 to 2874 and encodes 957 amino acids. Lineage: Eukaryota; Evosea; Eumycetozoa; Acytosteliales; Cavenderiaceae.
AUGACAAAUAAUCAUAAUCAUCAUAAAGUAAUAACAAUAGCAGUGGUAUUUGUAAUUCUAUCAUUGUUUGUGAUUGAAUCAAAUUGUGCACUUCCACAACUCAAAGUGGAUAAAGUAGUGGCUGGUAUCGAUUCCGCAUACAUUACCUACAACCUUAUAGAUUGUAUUGAUCAGGGAUCUAUUGUACCUUUGGCUUUUUUAGACCAUGUAAUGAUGAAUUGCACACCCAUGGCUACACCAGACACUCUUAGAUGUACUGGUCUUCCACCCUCCAAUACAUCACAAUAUCAGUUGAAAAUCAAUUGUACCGUUGGUGAGGAAACAAUGGAAAAGGUCCAUUGGUUUCCAAUCUCUACUUUUGGUAUCUUUCAAACACCCGUUGCAAAUGUAUCCCAAUUCCAAGGUGAUGCUUCAACAGCCAAUGCUACUUGGUCAAUUAUAGGAGGUAAUCCAAUAUUGACAACCUAUGAUUUAUAUAUUGAUGAUAAAGUAUAUCUCUCAAAUACCAAUAUUAGUCAUCUACUCAUCAAUCAUACAAUGACAAGUUACAAUGGUGUUCACAAUUUUACUUUUAUUGCCAAUUGUGAUGGUUACAAAUCUGAGAAACAAAACCUUACAACUGGUGCUGCAACCUUUUAUAUAUAUCAAGAUAUAACAAUUAAUGUUACUGUUUAUGAUAUUGGAUCAAGAUCAGCAUCAUUUAAAUUGGUUAAUAUUUCUGGAGCUGAUAAUGGAACUGUUUUUCAUUAUUACCUUAACAAUGGAACUCGUUUAUGUGAAGGUUUGCGUUCAAAUGAAUCGUGUAUUGUAUCGAACCAAUUCGAACCCAACACAUUGAAUCAAGUCUAUGCAGUCGGUACCAUAGCUGAUAUACAUCAAAAAUCAAAUCCAUCAUCCCGUCUCAACUUUACAACAACACCCAAUAAUGUCAACAUUACAACUCUCUCAGCAUAUCAACAUGAUAAUUCUCAAUUCACUGUUGAAUAUGAUUCAGUUUCAAAUCAAAUCAACAAUCAACCAAACUACACCAUCUUUGUAAAUGAUACACUUAUUUGUAAAGAUGAAACAAAUCUCAAACUAUGUAAUGUUAGUUUGACUGAUCAAACAUUGAUCUCUCAACAUACCAUUCGUUUGGUAGUUAGAUCACUUCCAGAUUCAAUUGCUCAACUUACCAUUCCAUCAUUUAAUACUUGGAAAGCACCUGUAAUUGAAAAUAUAACAGCAACUGUUAAUCAAAAUGGUCAAUUAAAGUUGGAUUGGAAUAGUCUCUAUGGUAAUCCAAAUGUAUCAACUACAUUUAAUGUAUCACUUGUCACAGCUGAUAAUAAUUCAACAACAAUUAAUAAUAAUGAUAUUUGUCAAGAUAUUCAAAAUCAAACAUGUACUAUCAACAAUGUAACAGACACCAUUCACACUGUCAGAGUGAUUCCAAUCAAUUCAAAUUUCACCACCUCAACAACUAUAUUUGAAUCAUCACUCAACUUUACAUUAUGUUCUACAACUCAAAACACUACCAAUACUACUACUACUAUUACUACUACUGGAUUGUUAUGUUUUGGUCAUGGUACCUGUGGUAAUGGUACAUUGGGAUGUACUUGUGAUCAAGGUUAUGAAGGUUCAGUUUGUGACCAAAAGAUCACUGACCCACCAACCAACAAACCAAUUGUCCAAGAACCACAACUUGGUUUGGCUUUUAAUCUAAUCACCUCCUCUACAUCUUACACCUUAUUUGUGAUGAUUGGAUUAACAUUAUCACAAUCUACUUAUAUUAAUGUAAGGGAUAUUGGAUCACAUUCAGCUUUAUUUGAAUUGGUUGAUUUACCUAUAUUAAAUGGAGAUGGUACACAGACAAAUACGGUUAUAUCAUAUUAUCUAAAUCAAGUAAAGAUUCAAAGUAAUUUCAUUUCACCAGGUGCACAAUCAUCAUUUAAUGCUACAAAGUGUUUUGUUGAAGGUUUAUCAUCGAACACACUUUAUACAAUCAAAGCAAAUGGUAGCAGGCAACAAGAUCCAAAUCAAUCAACAACCAUCUUUACAACGGUCGAUACCAACUUUACAACUUUUACCGAUGUCAACUUUACAAGUAUCAUGGCAUUUCAAUUGAAUGAUUCUACAUUUGCUGUUGAAUAUACAUCUAAUGGAGGUAAUAGUAAUAGUAUACCACGCUAUACAGUCUUGGUAAAUGAUACUGUGUAUUGUAAAGAUAAUCCAACCCAAUAUCGUAUUAUCCCAUUUUUGACCAACAGUCAAUCAAUUUAUACAUUGGACUCACAAUUACAUAAUAUUAAGUUGAUAGUUGUAUCUAAACCAGAUUCAAAGAUCAACAAACUAUUCAAUAUCAAACUGUUAAAGAAUCUUACAGCAAUAGUUGGUAUUGAUAGAAAGCUAACAGUUGAAUGGGAUCUAUUGGGUAUGGAUAAUCAUGGAACAAACAAUACUACUCCUUCUCCUCUAAUAUCUUGGGAUGUAUCGAUUUCAAGUUACGAACAAUCAUUUAUGAGUAUUUGUCAAGGUAUUGAACAACGUACAUGUACAACUACAUUCGAUCUGACAGGUAACACACACCGAUUCAAUAUUACACCGAAUGUCAGUUUGACAUAUCCAGCACUUUCACUUAUAACCAACCAGAUCAAUCUAAGCAUGUGUAGAACCAAUCAAUCUAUAAAUAAUGGUACCUUUUGUUCUGGCAAUGGUAUUUGUAAAGUAGACUAUAUUGAUCAACAACCAAUGUUUUGUCUCAACUGUGGUAGAUGUCAAUGUAAUCAUUGUUAUGAAGGUCUUUUAUGUAAUAUCACUGCAUUAGUCUCUUCAUCACCCUUGUCUAUCAAUCCAUCAUCAUCAUUAUUAUUAUUUAUUAAACAAAUUAUUAAAUAA